Messenger RNA from Paramuricea clavata, 1455 nucleotides. Lineage: Eukaryota; Metazoa; Cnidaria; Anthozoa; Malacalcyonacea; Plexauridae. The record is from the annotation of a GenBank genome assembly.
AUGGAUAAACCAGUACGUGACCGUCCAGACUGGUGGAAUAACGGCGUGAAUGGAGCUUCCAAGGAAGCCAAAGUUGCUACUUCAAGUUCAAGCAAGAGUGUUUCGUCCUUUGGCAAUUUGACGCAGUCUUCGCUGAGAUCGUUUGCUAUCCCACAUUUGAACGCCACGGAGCAGAAGAAGUUUAAUCAAGAGAUCGCCAUGUACUUCUACUGCACAGGAACAAGUUUUGUGCGUGUUGAAGACCCCUAUCUUCUUCGGGCUAUACAAUUGUUGCGACCAGGUACACGACUUCCGACGCGGAAGCAACUAGCUGAUGAUAGUUCUGGCGGUUUGCUGGAGAGUUGCUAUCAGAGAGUCAAGGCGGAAGUUGGUAAGUUGUUAUCCCUUAACAAACAGUAUAUCUGCAUCACCAGCGACGCGUGGUCCAGUACACUGAACGAGCCGAUAGUCAACUACAUGGCUGUAUCCCCAACCAAGUCACUAUUCCUAGAAGCUGUUCACACUGAAGAUCAGCCACAUGAUGCUGAAUGGCUCGCCGCCGAUUUAAUUCGUGUGAUGGAUGGUAUUGGAGAUAACGCGGUUGGUUGCGUGACAGAUAAUACGGCAGCAAAUAAGAAGGCUUGGAAGGAGUUGGAACAGAAGUGCCCAAACUGUUUCUUCCACGGCUGUGUGUGUCACGGACUGAAUCGUUUGGUCAAAGACAUCUUUGGAGCCAAGAUGAAGAUACCUGAAGGCGGUGGCCCUGCUCAAUAUCCAGAUGGAUACCCAUUCGAAGACCUAUUACUCUUUACCGCUGACUGCAAGGACAUUGUUUCGUUUUUCCACAACCAUCACGCUCCCAUGGCUAAUCUGCAGAAGGCGUUGAAAUCUUCCAAGUUAAAGGGUCUUGUCCGUCCAGCAACAACACGGUGGGGCACAAUCCAGGAUUGCUUUAAAUCCUUACAAGCAGCAGAUUACGUUAUGAAUGUGUUGGUAUCGCAGCGUGAUUUUGUCUCGACUGGAAACGCCAAUCAGAAGGAGAAACGUACGGCCAUUAAGACGAUCAUUACUGAUCCUGAUUUCGUCACCAAGCUGGAUGAAUGCAUCAAAAUCCUUGAACCGAUCGAUAUGUUCAUCAAGGUUUUCCAGAGCGUUUAUAACGCGUUCCUUGACCUGGAGAACAAGACGAAUGGGCUGACAAACAUCAACGCAGAAAAGAAGGCCUAUCUGGUUAAGCAAGUGAAGAAGCGAUUCGACUUCAUGUACGCGGAUGCGCAUGGCAUGGCUUACCUAUUGGAUCCAGGAUAUCUCGGCGAUAAGAUGUCGCGUGCACUACGGAAGGAAAUAGAAGAUUUCAUCUUCAACUUCCCUACAGCAGACGGCAGCACGUGUGAGGAGAGAAAACAGAAAUUGGCUGAGGAGUACACGGCCUUCCGCAUUGAUGCACUCCAGGAAAGAGAGAAGAUUCUGUUUUAA